Messenger RNA from Choloepus didactylus (southern two-toed sloth), 4774 nucleotides. RefSeq names its product SH3 domain binding kinase 1 (gene SBK1). Bases 668 to 2038 code for a protein of 456 amino acids. Gene Ontology annotation, biological process: peptidyl-threonine phosphorylation; peptidyl-serine phosphorylation. The transcript is spliced from 4 exons. Gene Ontology annotation, molecular function: protein serine/threonine kinase activity; ATP binding. Lineage: Eukaryota; Metazoa; Chordata; Mammalia; Pilosa; Megalonychidae. The record is from RefSeq and is a predicted model, not a curated record.
GGGCGGAGCCGCGAUGCCGCGAUGGAGAGCAGCCCGGGCGGGCGCCGGGGCCGGGGCCCGAGCUCCUGGCGGAGCGCAAGCCGGAGCCGGAGCCAGAGCCCGGGCCAGGCCGGGGUCCGGGACCGCAGGGCCGGGCUGCUCGUAGCGGCGGCGACGGAGCCCCCCAGCGGCUGAGGGGCUUCCUCCCGGCGCCUGCCGGUGGCCGGGACAAAGCCAGCCCCCGCAGCCGGGGAGCGCCAAGAUCCCCUCACCACAUCCAGGACCCGACGACAGCUCCAGCACAGAGCGACUCCCCAGCCUGGAAAGCGAGGACCUCGUCCGGAUUUAGAAGACAGAGACCCCCUACGGUACCGCGAAGAUUCCCCCUCUUCGAUCUGGGCCCCCUAAGACCUAGGACGCAGAGACACCCCCCCCGUCCGGGAUAACGGGGAUCCCCCUCCCCAGAUCCCGGUCAGUACAACUCCACACCUCAAGACACGAAGACCCAGUUCAGAACGCCUCUAGCUCAGGGGGGAUCCCAGACCCCCCCCAACUCCAGAAUAGCAAACCCCAAAUCUAGAAUAGCAAGAAAUACCCCUCACCAGCAAGAGGCCUCGAGAACCCCCCACCCCCAGAGCUCCAAGACCGGGCCACUGAGCCCCUCGCGGCCCCCCUCGCAUCCCGGCCCAUGGUUGUGGCGCCCUGUGCCCCCGGGGCCGGGCUGGCGAAGACCGAGACGGCGCCCAGGCCCCCUGCCGCUACGUCCCCGCGGCCCCAGCCCAGGGAGAAGAUGAGUGUGGGCUGCCCAGAGCCCGAGCCGCCCCACUCCCUGCCCUGCUGUGGGCCGGGGGCUACCCCUGGGCUGGGCGCAGGCGUGCCCCUUCUCACUGAAGACAUGCAGGCACUGACCCUCCGCACGCUGGCCGCCAGUGACGUCACCAAGCACUAUGAACUCGUCCGGGAGCUGGGCAAGGGCACCUACGGGAAGGUCGACCUGGUGGCCUACAAGGGCACAGGCACGAAAAUGGCCCUGAAGUUUGUGAACAAGAGCAAAACCAAGCUGAAGAACUUCCUGCGGGAGGUGAGCAUCACCAACAGCCUGUCCUCCAGCCCCUUCAUCAUCAAGGUCUUCGACGUGGUCUUUGAGACCGAGGACUGCUAUGUCUUCGCCCAGGAGUAUGCACCGGCCGGGGACCUGUUUGACAUCAUCCCUCCCCAGGUGGGGCUCCCCGAGGACACGGUGAAGCGCUGCGUGCAGCAGCUGGGCCUGGCGCUGGACUUCAUGCACGGGCGGCAGCUGGUCCACCGCGACAUCAAGCCCGAGAACGUGCUGCUGUUCGACCGCGAGUGCCGCCGCGUGAAGCUGGCCGACUUCGGCAUGACGCGCCGCGUGGGCUGCCGCGUGAAGCGCGUCAGCGGCACCAUCCCGUACACGGCGCCCGAGGUGUGCCAGGCGGGCCGCGCCGACGGCUUCGCCGUGGACACGGGCGUAGACGUGUGGGCCUUCGGCGUGCUCAUCUUCUGCGUCCUCACGGGCAACUUCCCGUGGGAGGCGGCGUCGGGCGCCGACGCCUUCUUCGAGGAGUUCGUGCGCUGGCAGCGGGGCCGCCUGCCGGGGCUGCCGUCGCAGUGGCGCCGCUUCACUGAGCCCGCGCUGCGCAUGUUCCAGCGCCUCCUGGCCCUGGAGCCCGAGCGCCGCGGCCCGGCCAAGGAGGUCUUCCGCUUCCUCAAGCACGAGCUCACGUCGGAGCUGCGGCGCCGGCCCUCGCACCGCGCGCGCAAGCCCGCCGGGGACCGCCUGCCGCCCGCGGGGCCGCUGCGCCUCGAGGCGCCCGGGCCGCUCAAGCGGACCGUGCUGACCGAGAGCGGCAGCGGCGCCCGGCCCGGGCCCCCCGCCGUGGGGCCCGGGCCGGUCCCCAUCCCCGUCCCAGUGCCCGUUCCUGUGCCCGUGCCCGAAGCCGGCCUGGCGCCCCCGGGCCCCCCCGGCAGGACCGACGGCCGCCCGGACAAGAGCAAAGGGCAGGUGGUGUUGGCCACGGCCAUCGAGAUCUGCGUCUGAGCCGCCCUCGGGCCGGGCGCCGGGCGCCGUGCGCGCAGCCGGGCGGGUGCGGGAAGCCGCCCUUGGCCUCCAGGAGCGCGCUCCGGCGGCAGCGGCGGCGAGAAGUCUCGAGCAGCCGCCUCUGCGGCGGGAGGGAAUAGUGGUAGACCAGGCAGGGCCGCCCCGUCCGGAAGGCCGCGCGCCCCGCAGCGGGCUGGGUAGAUAGAUAGUCACCCAAAGACCUCUCGCCCGGCGUGGCGGGGUGGGGACUGGGCCCAGCGGAGCCGACGCCCCAGGCCCGAGGAUUCCCAGGUCUCCUGACAUCAGGAGUAAGGGAGCUUGGGGGCCCCGCCCCCCUGACAGCUCCCUGAACCCUGGAGCCCUGACGAGUUGCUCCAGGCCCAUUGCACCUGCUCUGCGGAUCACCCCACGUCCCGCCAGCGGCCUCGCUCCACUCUACCCCCUCCCCACCCUGGGCACAGAAAGGGACUGAAGCGUUGGGGCCAAGAAGGGGCAGAAGGUUCCCGGGCCACCAGUUGGGACCAGGAUGAUGCGCUGAGGACAGGGUGUGGCUCAGUGCGUCCUGCCCCUUUCCUGGAAGAGAAGGGAAGGAGCUGAGCCCCUUGCAAAAUGUAGCAGAUGUCAAGAUGUUGGCAUUGAUGUGUGUGUGCAGGCACCGGGCUCCGGAAUCUGAUGAAACCCCAAGACUCCAUCCCACCCGUAGUGCGAACACUGAACUCCUGAGCUCUCAUCCUGCCCAUUUCCCCCUAUUGUCCUGACAGCUCCCUGGGACAGGACCCCCAGGCCAGGGUCUCAGCUGCCCCUGCAUUCCUAGAGCUGGGGGGUGAGUGCAGAGCCUCAGGCAGGCUACCCCCACCCCCACCCCCACCCCGCAGCCGCACCUUCCCCAUGCCCUGGGCCUCUCCCAGAGCCACUCGCAUCCUGGCUGCCCUGGCCCAGAUGCAGUAGCUGGGCUCCCAGCAGGGGGUUGGUGCCAGGAAUUUCUCCUGGGUUUCUAGUUGGAGUCAAACCUGUCAACAUCCAAACUGGGGCUGACCCCUCCCUACACCUGCCCAGUGUCAGGUACAGGUGUUUUCAGGAAGUGGGGUGCUGCAUCUGUGGGGGUGAGGAUGUGGGAUGGGGGUGAGUGUGAAUAGGCGUGCAAGCGGUUGCAGCCUGUGCGUGCCAGUGACUGCGCCCCGCCCCGCCCCAGCUUCCUCCCCAGGCAGCUGCCAGGAGGGCCUCCAGGCCUGCGUUUCACCACAGCCCUCAGGGAACCGGGCAAGUUGGUGCAGGCCCCGAGGCAGUCACCCUGAGGAGAGAACCUGACCUCCUCCAGUGCUCCCCCGCAGCCCUGCCCUCCCAGUGGGAGUCCAGGACCCGCAAUAACCUCAACACAGGGGAAGCUGCACCCUCUCCCCCGACCCAUGUCCUGGGCCACUGCUGCCAGGGUCUCCUCUGGGGUUCUGGGGCACUCGAGGGGUUUCCUCGAUGGGCUGGGCUGGCUGGAGGGGGGCAGCCCCCCAUCUCAGGCCUAGAGCCCCCACCCCUCCACUCACCCCUCAUUCCUACCAUGCAAAAGGGCUAUAGGUCCCUCUGCCCUGCCCAGGGCCAGUUUACACAGUGUGCCCACCCCUCUUGAGAACCCCUUGCCCCCCCAGCCAGCAUCGGGGCCCUCUACACGCCAAGUAAGUAGCAAAGACCCAACCCCCCCACUUGCCGUGGGCAAAAUCUCAGAGCAGACCCCCCCAUCACUGCCCCCAGCCCUCCUGGAGCCCCCGGGGCCGCCUCUCCCAGCCGCAACUUCUCCUUUUGCCUUAGGCCUCUCGACAUCCUGAUCUCUCCUGCAAUAACAAGGGAGCGAGAUUCCACAGUAGACCUCCUCGCGUGCGCCCCCCUCUCUGUUCAGGUCCCGUGCGGGAGCUUGCUCCCUCGUCGUAGUUUCUAGGGUGUUAGAGUCGGGAAGCGACCAUAGAUGUGUAGUCCAGCCCCCUCGUUGCCCAGGCGCAGAGAAGGGUGGCGAGCAGCCGGGCCCCAGCGCCGCCCCUGGCGGUCCCCGCCCGUCCCCUGCCGCCCACUCCUCUCCUGGUCGGGUGGGGACCCUUUGCCCCUUAGGAGAGGUGUCGGUCACAGAUGUUUACCUCAGUUUAUGUCGCUGUCGAAGAAAAAUAAAUAGCAAAAAAUUAAUUACACCGUAGACAUGAAGACUUACUUAAAAGAAAAAAAUCUCCCAAAAAAAAGAAAUCCCUCCUCCCCGUGAAGGUACUGUGUGUGUGUGCGCGCGCGGGUGUGUGUGUGUCUGUCUAUCUGUCCCCACCUUGGGCAGGCUGGGUCAUCCCCAACCUCAGUUCUGGCCCCUGUCUGCCCUACAUUCCCCCUGUCCUUCGGUGCUUCCCAGAGGCCCCUCUGAGCUGGCCUGUGGGGUGUGGGGAGCCCCUAGGGCGGGAGGUGGGGCCACAGGUCAACAGGAGGGUCGCCCACCAGGCCCCACUGAGCAGAGCCGCCCAGGCUGCCCGACGCUCCCUGAGCCCUGGCUGUGGCCAGUGGGACAGUCCUGGUGGCCGGCGUCUGGACCUGGGGCAGGGGCCCGGGUGAAAUCCAGCUCUGGAGCCCCAGGCCUUUAUGUCUUGCCACCCCCUCCCCCAUGUGUUUGUAAAUACUCUGGCAUCCUUUGGCCCUGAGAAGGUUUUUAAGUGUGUUAUUUACUUCUCUAAACAUGACAAUUGCUAAAAAAUAAACGAAAGUUUAGAAAAAUUA